AUGAACAAUUCAGAUCCCAAUGGGUUAUGCCUUACAACCUCAAAUACAUCGUCACUAGUAUCCACCUCUUCCAUAAACACAGCCAAAUCCACAAUAACAAACAAGUUCAAGAAUGCUUUAAACAGGAAAAGAUCUAAAAGCCUAAUAAGUCCUGAAACUUUAGAAGUUUCCACCUUAAAACCAUCAAAUAGAAAUAAAUCAAUAAGUUCAAUACAAUAUUCUCCAACACCAUCCACUAUUGCCAAUUUUGAAAAUCAAGUGGUUAAUAAUAUGAUGAUGAAUUCAAGAAGUAAUUCCACUUCAAGUAUAAGUGAUACAGAUUCUACAAUUGAUGCACCAACUACACCAAUUUCACCAUUAUUUAAGAUUGAUGAAGUUUCCAAAACUGGGGAAUUUCAAAAUAUACAGAUUCGUCAGAAUGAAGAGAUGUUUGAUAGUAUCGCUGAUGGGAUUUUGGAAAGGAUAAGUAAGAGUGAAACACAAAUUGAUUGGUCUAUAUGA
Hansenula anomala is the source of this 501-nucleotide messenger RNA. RefSeq lists its product as uncharacterized. The transcript has a single exon. NCBI's taxonomy places the organism in Eukaryota, Fungi, Ascomycota, Saccharomycetes, Phaffomycetales, Wickerhamomycetaceae. The record is from RefSeq and is a predicted model, not a curated record. Bases 1 to 501 code for a protein of 166 amino acids.